Molecule: messenger RNA, 1175 nt
Organism: Hippocampus comes (tiger tail seahorse)
Lineage: Eukaryota; Metazoa; Chordata; Actinopteri; Syngnathiformes; Syngnathidae
Gene: stx6
Product: syntaxin 6
Biological process (GO): Golgi vesicle transport
Cellular component (GO): membrane
Source: RefSeq, a predicted model, not a curated record
GUCCGCUAGAUGGCGGCGGACUCGUUUUCAUCCCCAGUGACGUCACCGAGCUCUUUCCCCCGCGGAAGCCGCCGCGGCCCCCGCUUCGUGUCAACAAAGCCGAAGAAAGAAGGCCUUCUUCGGUGGACGUUCUUUACGGCUGCGCCGCGAGCGAUGGAGUGAAGCGGAGGCGGCAACAUGUCCAUGGAAGAUCCUUUCUUCGUCGUCAAAGGCGAGGUGCAGAAGGCCGUGAGCGGCGCUCAGAGCCUCCAUCGCCGAUGGAGCCAGUUGCUGCCGGAAGGGGCCGCCGCCUCCAAGGAGGAGCUGGACUGGACCACCAACGAGCUGAGAAACAGCCUGCGCUCCAUUGAGUGGGACCUGGAAGACCUCGACGAGACCAUCAGCAUCGUGGAGUCCAAUCCCAAGAAGUUCAACCUGGACGCCGCCGAGCUGGCCAAGAGGAAAGCCUUCAUCGGCAGCACCAGACGCACCGUCGAGGAAAUGAAGGAGCACAUGUCGAGCGGUCCGGCCGUGGCUUUCGUCGACAGAAGCAAGCAACAGGUCCUCCGUCGGCUCGCGUCCGCGAUCUCCGCGCGAGCGCUCGUGCGCUGACGCCGGAAGACUUUGACGUGUGCGCAGGCGCUGCUGGGCGACGGCGCCGUCCGCGAUAAGUCCCGCCUACCGGAGCGGCGGCUGCGCGACGCCAACUCGGACUUCAUCGGGGAGCAGCAGCUUCAGCAACAGCUGAUGGCGGAGCAGCAGGACGAGCAGCUGGAGCUGGUGUCGGGAACCAUCGGCGUCCUGAAGAACUCGUUUGCUUUUGCUUUUGCUUUUGCUUGCGUCCCGGCCGGCAGCAUGCUGGACGACUUUGGCCAGGAGCUGGACAGCACCCACUCCAGACUGGACAACGUCAUGAAGAAACUGGCCAAAGUGUCCCACAUGACCAGCGACCGCCGUCAGUGGUGCGCCAUCGGGGUGCUGCUCGCCAUCCUCUCGGUCAUCGUGCUCCUCCUCUUCGUCCUCUGAUGCGGCGACCGGCCUUCGUCCUCCGCCCCCGCAACGGAGGUCCGGGCUCGUCUUCUGUCCGGCUGAGCGGCACUCGUCGAGGGUUCGCGGUUCAAAGGGCAAUCUGACUUUUACCCGCGCUGAAUAACACGACGCGCUUGCGUAUUCGUAUUUGUUGCAGUGUUUAUUUA